GUUAAAACCGUGUGUCGACCGUGCCGAGAGGUUCAUUUUGCGUCGGACAACCGAAACCACCCGUGGUCGAUUAUUCGCACAACGCCGCACCGUGUGUGUGUUUCGUUCCCACCCAACCCUCCACCACCGCUGGGCCACCUGGAGACACACCACCCGGAAUAAAAAGUCGGUUUUAAUCCGAGGUGUCCGUCACGGCAACCGGUUGUCCGUAUGAUCGAAAGUGUCGCUAAACGUCUAAUCAUUAGGUAAACAAGUGCUAGGUUACAGCGCUACCGCUUGUAACCCCCCCACGGCACACACAUACGCGUUUGGUGCUCGCGAUCGCGCUAGGAUAAUAUUUAUUGACCUGUGUCAGUGUGUGGAAGUGUGGAAGUGUGUGCGCGUACUUUUGAAGGCCGCGCAAAUCGCCCCCUGCCGGCAAAACGGGAAGAACCGCGUGUUGUUGCAGUGACUGUGUCGGUGUAAGUGUGUGCGUGCGUGUGUGUGUGUGUGUAUCCUGAACGUCCUGCUUGCAGCGCGGCCUCAAGAUGAAUGUGGAAAUAACGCCCAACUAUUCGUACAUUUUCGACUUCGAGAAUGAGUUCAUCCACCAGGACACGCGUGUCUGGAUGGUGAAGAACUGGACGUACGUGUUCUACUACUGCGGCAUCUACAUGGCGGUCAUCUUUGGCGGCCAGUACUACAUGCAAAACAGGCCAAGAUUCGAGCUGCGAGGGCUGCUAGCAAUAUGGAACACACUACUGGCAAUGUUCAGCAUAAUGGGGGCCUGCCGGACAGCGCCCGAGCUGGUACACGUACUCCGACACUACGGGCUCUUCCACUCCGUUUGCGUUCCUAGCUUUAUUGAACACGACCGUGUCAGUGGUUUCUGGACAUGGUUGUUCGUGCUGUCGAAGCUGCCGGAACUGGGCGACACGGUGUUCAUCGUGCUGCGGAAGCAGCCGCUCAUCUUCCUGCACUGGUACCACCACAUCACCGUGCUGAUGUACUCCUGGUUCUCCUACACCGAGUAUACCGCCUCCGCCCGGUGGUUCAUCGUGAUGAACUACUGCGUCCACUCGGUCAUGUACUCGUACUACGCGCUGCGGGCCCUCAACUUCAAGCCGCCGCGCUCGAUCGCGAUGCUCAUCACGACGCUGCAGCUGACGCAGAUGGUGGUCGGCUGCGCGAUCAACAUCUGGGCGCACGGGUUCCUCCAGACGGCCGGCAAAAACUCGUGCAACAUCUCCGAGAUGAACAUCAAGCUGUCGAUCGCGAUGUACUUCAGCUACUUUGUGCUGUUCGCCCGCUUCUUCUACAAGACCUACCUCUCGACGAACGCGCGCAAGGGCAAACGUCCGAUCCAGGUGACGGCCUCGUCGACCGCCACCAGCGGCCACCAGUACAUCGACAGCGGCUCGUCGCUCACCGGCAAGUCGGACGUGCAGUCGCUGCUCGCCGGCGGACAGGCCAGCAGCAAGAUAAAGGCACAGUAAAAAGGCCCCAACCACCGGCAAAAAGAGAGCAGCGACCCCUUGCGGCUUCUUUCCAAAGGCGUAGCAAGGGAUGAGGAGGGGGGGGGCUGUAGAAGCAGCAGAAGGUGGCAGCAGGUAGCGAUUACCUAGUGGUUGUGGGUGACACAUCGUAGUUCCUUCAUUUCAAUUCCAUUCCUUCUCGAGCUCUGUGCGUUGGAAAAGGAAGGGGUUUUAGAGGGUGGAGCAACAAAUUCCAAAUGGCAAUACAGGCGCGACACACUCAGGAGCCUCAGCCCUCCUACCCCCCGUACCCGUACACCCGUAAGCAGUUCAUGGGGAUUUUCCAGCAGCAGCAGCAGCACCACAGAGAACCGUUUGCUCCACUAAAUGCUAAUUGUUUCGGCCACCUUCUAGGGUUCUAUUGUAGGCCCCCCCUUCCCAGCUAUAAUGGUGUGUUACAUUUGUCGCUUAGUCGCUUGAACGUCUUUGUCAACCAAAACGGCGAAAGAAGUUACAACUUUUCCCCAACAAGAACAAAAAGCGGCCCCAAUAUAUCCCCCCCCUACAAGUUGCCACCCGAACACGGUGUGUAAGCAAAUAGAGCACAUACCAAUAGCGCAUUACUUUAGCAUUCCUGAUGGUGGGCCCCCUCUUCUUAAGCCGAAGCCGUAAACUGCGUGUGCAAACGCUGUACAUGAUCGAUGUUUAGGUAGAUGGUUAUGUUUUACACAUAGAUACGCUUAGAACAGAAUGAUGGCCCUCCUGUUUGGCACGAAAACAACAACAAAAAAAAAAAAACCAAAAAUUCGACAAUGGGAAGUUAGUGGGAGACACACGAUCACUUCCGUCAGACAGAAAGCGACGAACCCAAGAGGAAGAGAGAUAGAGAGCGACACUGACGACAAUUCUAAGGACGAAGAACCACAUAAACACACACGGUACUAUACACGGUGCAUGACUUCAUUUCUACUUACAAAGCAGAAACUGGAAGACAGAGAGAGCGAACACACUGCGCGGGGGGGAAAAAAACGGGCCACGGGGGAAAAGUCACAGAACUUUAGACACAACAAAAUGAAAAGAAAAAAAAACAAGAAAAAAACAAACAAACUAUUGAUUCGGGAUUGACGGGGUUACUUUUUUUUUGUUUUAGUUGUUUAGUGUACACAUCUAAUGGUAGCUAAAACACUCUUCUGUACGCUAUUUUUUUUUUGUCUUAUGAUUUGUACAUUAUUAAGUAUGAUAAAUAUGUUUGCGUUUUUCUUUUUCUUCUUCUUCUUCAUCUCUCCUGUCCUUUCGCCGCCUGUUGUAUCAUUUCGGGAAGCUAAUAAUAUAAUUGUACGUAGUUUUCUUGUUUUCUUGGGCGGGUCGAAGAGCAGGACGAAGAACUUAGUUUGUAAAUGCGAAUGCGUGCGGCGAAUGGGAAGAGGAAGGAAGGAAGGAAGGAAGGAAGGACCUCCGGGAAGGAGUGCAGUGCUGUAGAACGACACAGACAGACACAGGCAGGGCCAGAAAGGCGUUCCACAGCUUUAGGAGUUUCGUUUCCUUCUGCUUUGUUACUUUAGCCCGAGCGUCGUCCGCUCUUGGAAGGUAAAUACUAUCUACAGUUACAUAUUAAGAAUAGCACACACACACCACACACACACACGGGGGGGUGUAUGGCAUGGCGAAAGAUAGGUUACACGGGGGGGGGGGGGGGGAGUUAAGUAAAGCAAAGAACAGAUGAAACGGAAGUGAUUGAACAAAGAAAAAAGCGGGAGAAAGAAACUCCACAAAACCGAACAAAUAGAAAGGAUAACGAAGGGAAAAGUAGGAAUGAUACAAAUGCCCUCGAAAUCGGGAUGAAAUGUUAGGGAAAUUAUAAUUAAAAUGGGCUUUGUGUGUGUGUGUGUGUGCUGUGUUGUAGAUGAGGAUAAGGAAAGAAUAGGAAGGGGGUUGUAAUGGUAGGUGGGGGAGAGUACGUUAGCUAUAAAUUGCUCGCGGGGUAUGUUUAACGUAGUUUAAACAACAAUAUACCACUCCACCGGGUGCUCCUAAACAUGUGGGAGUGUUAGAAGAAGAAGAAGAAGAAGAAGAAGAAGAAGAAAAAGAGGAGGAGUAGAAGAAGAAGAAGAAGAAAAAGGAAGUACGUGGGAAAACAAACGAACAACAGAAACACAUGAAACAUCUGCGCAAAGACUGUUUUCGACUUAUUUAUAAUAGAAAAGAGAGAGAAAGAGAGAAAAAAUAAACCACUGGAAAACGACAAACGGAGAGUAACAUUGCAACAAACAAACAAACAAACUCUGCAUAUACAUAUUCGAACAGGAAGUAGAGAAGAACAAGCAGUAGCAGUGGGUGGGAAAACUAACACAGCAAACAAAACUUAACAGGAAAAAUACAACAAAACAUUUAAAAAAACAAUGUUAUUAUUUAUGCGUUUAUCUUUUUGGUGGUGGUUCUUUCUUUUUUAAAAAACUAAAUAGAUCUUUGAAUAUAAAAAAGAGGCGCAAAAAGAGAGGAGAUUCUUAGCUCCGCUUUGCCUCCUAGUCAUACCUACACACUACCUACACAUCAUCAUCAUUCCGUAAAUUUGGAUUGCUGCAAAAAAAACGAAGCGAUGUAAAAUAUCCAACAUGAGAAAGGAAAAUCACAAGUGAGUGAAACGUUAUUUAAAAAAAAUCGCGUGCCCGUUUACUAACAAAAACUGCUCAAAACCACCCCAAAAGGGGGGGAGGCGCAUCAAAGGCUAACUGUGUUUGCGUGUGCUGGUAAUGGUGCAAUGCAAUUGUGUGGCGCUUUUUGCUUCAAUAAUCAUCAUUUAUCGGGAAGCAAAUAGAUAAAGUGUGAUGUGGUGGUGUUCAAGCACAGUUCACCGAAGAAUCUUCGAAUCAGCAAACAUCGAGCACGAGCACAGAAGAAGCAUGGUGUAAAUAAUUAAUUUGCCUCAUCCCAACCGCAAGCGCGAGCGAGCAUCAUCGAACAAUAUCGAUCAAGCAACGGGGAGAGAUUCAUUAUCGCUUCGUUAAAUUCUUUAGCGAAGCAUAAUAUCAGAUUGUGUGGCGAAGCGAGUCGAAAAUAAAAUCUCCUCCCCCCCGGGGGCAGAUGGAAAUAAAAGCCGAAUUACGAUGAAAAUAUUAUCUGCUGAUCGAUCCCCCCCUGCCGAACAUAUUAUACACAGCAUCAUCCUGUAAAUAUUGCUUCACUCAAUGCCAACCACACACCACCAGGGGCGUUAUCUUCCCGCAAAAUCCCGCCAGCCAAGCGCAGCGGCCAAUUUAUUAGCGCAUUUUGCAAUUUUGCCACACAGUUCGAUACACACAAAUACACACAAGUUUAUCCUAGCCUGUAUUUUUUGUUUGUUUGUGCGCUGAUGGUUGAUAGUUCAUAAUUGCAAAAUUGCGUUGCAUAAUGCAUGGGAAUAUGUGAGCAAAUGAGCAUGCGAGAUUUAGAGUGUAUCGUGAUCAUAUAACGUUCAAACGCUUACCUAGUUUGUGUGUUUAGAACAGUGGUUUAAUGGGUGGAUAAAAAAACAAACAAUGAAUCGAAAAAGAUUCACGCUUUUUUUUUGGGUUUUCGUAAGGAGAGAUUUCUGUGAAAAGCUGCAUUCCCACUUUGCAAUACCAUGCUCAUCCAUUAGAGAAAGAAAAACAAAACCUCAUUAAGCUAAACUAUUUAUCAUAAAUCAUGUGAAAGCGCCAACCUUGCAUGAGUAGUGUGCAAACUCUAACUCAUCAAAUCUGAUCUGUGUCACUGUUGGGAAGCAUAACAUUCAGGUUGAGUUUUGACUUGAAUUGAAAGAGAGAGAGAGGGAGAGAAAAGUAUUGCAAAAAAAAAGAGGAAACAUUAAUUUACAAGAAGAUAAUGAGAAACAAGAUAACGAGAUAACGAGCAGAUGUUGUGUUCAACUGGAACAAAACAAGAUGAAAGAAGAAGAAACAAAAACUAUACAGCACAACACAGAAACUGAAAACAACAACAACAACAACAAAACACAAAUGUUAACAAGAGUGUGAACACAGAAGUAGGAAUUAACAAAGAGAAAAACCCGAAGAAAGAAAGCGAAAACAAGGAAACAACAAAACAUAGACACAUAACAAAACAAGUGACAAAAUAGCCGACAAUUGUAUAAAACAGUAAAACCCGCUAAGGGAAGGAGAGAAAGGGAGAACAUGUAACAAAACAAAAACAAAAACAUACAAAAAUAUGCCGAAUGUGGAAUAUAUAAAUGAAACUGCAAGCAAUGAAGAAGCGAAAAGAGGGGACAAGUGAAAACAUAUACUGUAAACUGGUUUGUUAUUGUUCUUUGAAGCAGUUAAUAGCAAAUGAGACAAACAAAACACACAAACACACAGAAAAUACGGAAACCUGUUUUAUCGUUUGCUCUGGCUGCCCUUCUGCUAGUGUUUCUUUCCUUUCUGUUAAGUAUAUUGUUUGUACACCUAAACAAUAUGUAAGAUAUAAUUGAGAGAAGAACAAAAAAUAUGAGAAAACAAAUACAUACAAAAAACAA
Messenger RNA from Anopheles arabiensis, 5943 nucleotides. It is a transcript of the gene Baldspot, whose product is annotated as elongation of very long chain fatty acids protein 6. The transcript has 4 exons. Bases 528 to 1475 code for a protein of 315 amino acids. NCBI's taxonomy places the organism in Eukaryota, Metazoa, Arthropoda, Insecta, Diptera, Culicidae. The record is from RefSeq and is a predicted model, not a curated record. Gene Ontology annotation, molecular function: fatty acid elongase activity. Gene Ontology annotation, biological process: sphingolipid biosynthetic process; fatty acid elongation, monounsaturated fatty acid; very long-chain fatty acid biosynthetic process. Gene Ontology annotation, cellular component: endoplasmic reticulum membrane.